Messenger RNA from Achroia grisella, 3468 nucleotides. RefSeq lists its product as uncharacterized. Bases 1 to 3468 code for a protein of 1155 amino acids. The record is from RefSeq and is a predicted model, not a curated record. Gene Ontology annotation, biological process: DNA integration. NCBI's taxonomy places the organism in Eukaryota, Metazoa, Arthropoda, Insecta, Lepidoptera, Pyralidae. The transcript has a single exon. Gene Ontology annotation, molecular function: nucleic acid binding.
AUGAUAAUUGGUAGUAAUAUAUUCUGGGAAUUACUCGGAUCACGAAAAAUAAGUUUAGGAAUGAAAAAACCGAUUCUCUGGGAGACGCGACUGGGUUGGUUGGUUUCAGGACCCCUUUAUAAUGGACAGGAGUCUUCUCUUAGAUGCAACCUCACAACAUUCGAUACAAGUACUCAUAGCAAUAUUGAAAAUAAUGAUGUUCAGAGUCUAUUAUCAAAAUUUUGGCAGUUGGAGGAUGUAGGUUCUAAGUCCUCUUAUUCAGAAGAAGAGCAAAGAUGUGAAGAACACUUUGUAAAAAAUACAAUCCGUCUUCCAAAUGGACGAUUCUGUGUUAGAAUUCCCUUAAAACAGUCUCAUAAGGUAUUAGGUAACUCAUUUCAGCGAGCAAAACGGUGCUUGCAUUCAUUAGAGUACAGGUUUAAAACCCAGCCAGCCUUUCGAGAUAGCUAUGUUGCAUUCUUGUCAGAAUAUCAUUCACUCGGACACAUGACCGAGUGCAAAUUAAAUAUUGAUUCUACAUCUUAUUUUAUUCCUCAUCAUGGGGUGUUGAACGCAAACAGCACCACUACUAGUCUUAGAGUGGUCUUUAAUGCAAGUAGCCCUACUUCCUCAGGGGUGUCCUUUAAUCAGAUUCAAAUGGUAGGACCAACAGUCCAAGACGACCUGCUCUCUAUUUUACUUCGGUUUAGAUUUUAUAAAUAUGUGUUAGCUGCUGAUGUAGAAAAAAUGUAUCGGCAGGUGAUUGUUCACCCUGAUGACAGGCAUCUUCAACAAAUCCUAUGGCGUAAACCAGAGGAAUCUGAAGUAAAAGCCUAUCAACUCAACACUGUCACUUAUGGUUGCUCAAGUGCCAGUUAUCUAGCUACUAGAUGUUUAAAACAAAUUGGCCUUGACUGCAACGAUAAAAAAGUGUCUGAAAUUAUUAUUCAUGACUUCUAUGUUGAUGACUUAUUAACGGGAUCUGAUUCCAACCAGGAGGCCUUAAAUAUAAAGAAAGCUAUCACGGCAGAGCUGGCAUCCGCGGGAAUGGUGCUGCGUAAGUGGAAAUCCAAUGGGUCUCAGCUUGUUAUUCCGGACCAGUCUAACUCGUCUCUUAAUUUGAAUAUGGGAUUUGAACCCAGCAAGACAUUGGGUCUGGGAUGGUCGCCUGAUACUGAUAACUUGUACUUCAAAAUUAAUUUGGAAUUACCUAAAGUUUCGACCAAGCGGGAAUUACUAUCAGUAAUCGCCCAGGUAUUCGAUCCCAUGGGUCUGAUUUCCCCUUGUAUCAUAUCUCUAAAAAUUUGGAUGCAGCAUCUGUGGUUGCAUAAAUUGUCAUGGGAUGAACUGGUUCCGUUUGAUAUUUCUCACAGCUGGCAUAAAUUUAUACGGGAUCUCCCCUUAUUAAAUAAUAUCUAUAUCCCACGCCUGGUUGUUUGUGAUUCAUAUUCACUUAUUGAGAUUCAUUGUUUUUCCGACGCAUCCCAAUGUGCCUAUGGUGCUUGUCUUUAUAUAAAAAGUGUUAACAAACAGGGUGAUGUUUUGGUGAAGUUGCUCUUAGCCAAGAGCAAGGUCGCUCCAAUAAAGCCAACUACGAUCCCCAGACUUGAGCUCUGUGCCGCUCUAGUCGGAGUGCGUCUCUAUGAAAAGGUAAUGUCAUCCCUCAGAGUAAAUGUUAAACGUACCAUUUUUUGGACUGACUCUACAAUUGUACUGGGGUGGCUUAAAAUGUUACCGAAUAAACUACAACCGUUUGUCCGCAAUCGAGUUGUAGAAAUUUUGGAAAAAACCGAGCACAGUGUCUGGCGACAUGUACCCACUGACAAAAAUCCUGCUGAUCAUAUCUCUCGCGGUGUCAAGGCUAGUGAGUUGCAGGAGCUCGACCUGUGGUGGUCUGGGCCCCCUUUUUUAAAGCAGGAGGAGUCUCAGUGGCCUCUAAAUCCACUUAAUUGUUCGCAACUUCCCGAAGUUCGACCUGAAAUUUCGCUACAUAUCACCAAGUUUGACAAUUACAAGUUAAUCGAUUUUAGUCGUUUUUCAAAUGUAUUGCGCCUGAAACGCGCUGUAGCAUAUGCACUUAGAUUUAUUAACGGCUGCAGAAAAUUAAAGCCAAAAACUACUCAUCUUAAUCCAUCAGAAUUAGAAAUUGCAUUAAAUCUAAUAAUUAAAAUUGCUCAAAUAGAAUCUAUUCCAGAAUAUAUAACUCUCUUGCAAACACAAACCUUACCUUUAAAGAGCCAAUUAAACAAAUUUAACAUAUUCAUGGAUAAUGAUAAAAUAAUGCGCGUAGGGGGCCGGUUGACAAAUGCGUCAAUGUUCUCAUAUAAUAAAAAACAUCCUGCUAUAUUACAGUCCACUCAUCCCUUUACAAGGAUGUUGUUUAGAGCAGAACAUAUUAAGCUCAUGCACGCCGGUCCACAGCUAUUGUUAGCGUCUAUUAGGGAGGCUUAUUGGCCAAUAAAAGGUCGUAGUUUGGCUAAAUCUACAUAUUAUCAAUGUAUAAGGUGUACACGUAUGAAAGGGAAAACCGUAUCCCCCCUUAUGGGAAACUUACCUGAAUCACGUAUAACUCCAGGUCGUCCAUUCGAAUGUGUAGGCAUAGAUUAUGCAGGGCCUAUCUCAUCUGCAAGCCGUCAAGGCCGUGGAUGUAAAAUUGUCAAGGUAUAUAUCGCAAUUUUUGUUUGCUCUAAAACGAAGGCUAUUCAUAUUGAACUAGUAGGUGAUUUAACCAGCAAUAGUUUCUUAUGUGCAUUACGUCGAUUUAUUUCACGUAGAGGAAAACCUACGGACAUUUUCUCUGAUAAUGGCACUUCAUUUGUUGGUGCUUACAAUGAAAUAAAUAAAUUUUUAAAGAAUGACUGCAGUUCAUUGGCUGAUGGUUUGGCUAAUGAGGGUAUCUCUUUUCAUUUAUGUCCCCCUUAUUCUCCUCAUUUUGGGGGUCUUUGGGAAGCCGGUGUUAAAGCAAUUAAGCAUCAUUUAUAUAGAGUAUUGGGCAAUUGUAAUUUAACAUUCGAGGAAUUGAUCACAGUCCUUACUCAAAUUGAAGCAAUUCUGAAUUCAAGACCGCUUACGCCUCUCUCAGAUGAUCCAAAUGAUUUGUCUCCGCUUACGCCAGCCCACUUUCUGAUAGGAACACCGCUAACUGCACUUCCAGUUGCUGAUCAUAAAGGCCGCCCUUUAACACAUCUAAAUCGAUUUCAAAGACUAGAACAACUACGCCAACAUUUUUGGGCCAGAUGGUCUAAGGAAUAUGUCAGUGAACUACAGCAAAGGAGCAAAUGGUACUCUAAGGAACCAGAUUUACAGCUGAAUAGUUUGGUGGUUGUGAAGGAGGACAAUUUGCCUCCCUUAAGAUGGAAAAUGGGCCGCAUUGUUGCAGUUUAUCCCGGGACCGAUGGCAUUAAUCGCGUUGCAGAUGUGAAGACUUCUAAUGGCGUAGUCAGAAGAUCAUUCAGCAAGAUUUGCCCUCUGAUCGACACUUCUUGUUGA